Ascoidea rubescens DSM 1968 is the source of this 266-nucleotide messenger RNA. RefSeq lists its product as uncharacterized. The transcript has a single exon. Bases 65 to 220 code for a protein of 51 amino acids. The record is from RefSeq and is a predicted model, not a curated record. Lineage: Eukaryota; Fungi; Ascomycota; Saccharomycetes; Ascoideales; Ascoideaceae.
GUUUUUGUCACCAAAUCCAGUAGAAUCAACUUUGGCGGGAUCCUGAUUUUCGAACAGAUUACAGAUGGAAUGCCAUCGAAGAAACACACCCCCCGAAAGACGACGCAAAACAAGCAAGGAAGGAUGCAUGCUGAGAAUUAGCGACACCUGGUCAAAAACCAAACAGAGAGUGGUCUCCAGCAACUAUUGCUGUUGCAACGUCCUUCAAGUAAACCAAUGAGCAAAAACCAAAUCACUCUGUUCCAAAGUUUCAAACAAUAAAUCCA